Molecule: messenger RNA, 2275 nt
Organism: Ostrinia furnacalis (Asian corn borer)
Lineage: Eukaryota; Metazoa; Arthropoda; Insecta; Lepidoptera; Crambidae
Product: apyrase
Exons: 12
Coding region: 32-1666 (544 amino acids)
Biological process (GO): AMP catabolic process
Cellular component (GO): plasma membrane
Molecular function (GO): nucleotide binding; metal ion binding; 5'-nucleotidase activity
Source: RefSeq, a predicted model, not a curated record
UUUGUUUGUUUAAGUAGUUGUAAAAAAUAAGAUGGGUUUAGUUGUCCUUUUGGGCAUAUUAGCAUUAGGAUUCGGGGCAGUGACAUCGCAAAAUACAGAUGGAUUAUAUGAGCUGAAUAUAGUUCAUUUUAAUGAUUUUCAUGCACAUUUUGACGAAGUCAGCCCCGAAGGCACGGCGUGCAACCCAUCAGAGGCGCCGUGCGUCGGGGGCUUCGCGCGACUGUACACCGCCGUCCAGCAGUCCUUAGAGGCGGAGCCCGAAUCCAUUGUACUCAACGGAGGAGACACCUUCCAAGGCACUAUCUGGUACAACUUCCUGAGGUGGAACGUCAGCCAACACUUCAUGAAUUUGCUGCCUCAUGACGCCCAUGUACUAGGAAACCAUGAGUUCGAUCACGGCAUCGAAGGCUUGCUGCCUUACCUGGAGAGACUGAACGCUCCUAUGCUGGGCGCUAACGUAAACUCUACCUUCGAACCUGAGAUAGGGCAGUACAUUAAGAACCACGUCAUAAUCACUCGCCAGGGAAGACGGAUCGGCAUCAUUGGAGUGCUGUUGAGAGUUUUUUCAGCUCCAAUCGGAGAUCUGAUCAUCGAAGAUGAGGUGACGGCCAUCAACAGGGAAGCGGCCAUUCUGACCGAGCAGGGCGUCGACAUAAUCAUUGUUCUCUCGCACGUUGGCUUCGACUCCGACUUGAACAUGGCCCAAAGGGUGUCUGCAGACGUAGACAUAAUCGUGGGAGCUCACUCUCACACGUUCCUGUACACCGGCGAGCCUCCGAGCACCCACACGCCUUUCAGCGACUACCCUACGGUCGUUACACGCACUGACGGGCAUAGGAUUCCCGUGGUGCAAGCGUCUUGUUACACGCGGUACUUGGGCAACAUCAAGCUAUUCAUCGACGACAACGGCAUCGUGCAGGGCUGGGAAGGCCAGCCUAUUUUCCUGGGCACGUCCAUCAUUCAAGAUCCACAAAUGGUGCUAGAACUACAGCCGUGGAAGGAGAGCGUAGACGCGGUGGGCAAGGAAGUGCUGGGCGUGUCUCUGGUGACGCUCAACCGCUCGUGGUGCCGCGGCCGCGAGUGCAACAUGGGCAGCUGGGCCUGCGACGGCUUCCUGGAGGAGUUGAUGUCCAUGGCCACCGGCGACGAGUGGAACUACGCCCACGUGUGCCUGAUCAACUCCGGUGGCCUGAGAGUGCAGAUCGCGCCGGGAAAUGUAACAACAGAAGCCCUUCUGAUGGCGAUGCCGUUCGAGAACUACGUGCAGGUUUACGACCUGAAGGGCGAGUACCUGCUGGAAGCCCUGGAGUUCUCCGUCGCAGUGUCCGUGUCCAGCGGUAGCCUUGAUACUGGGAGAAUGCUGCAGAUUGGAGGGAUGCGCGUAGUAUACAACAUAUCGCAGCCGAUCGGCUCGCGAGUGGCGUCGGCUAGGAUCAGGUGCAUCGACUGCGACGUGCCCGAGUAUCUACUACUCGACGUCAACGCCACCUACCGCGUCGUAUCACAGGACUAUAUCGGCGAGGGAGGCAGCGGGUUCACGAUGUUGGCCGAGCACAGGGAGAAUCUAAUCCGCAUGCAAGUAGACUACGUGUUAAUGCAGGACCACAUGCGGCGACAGGGCACCGUCGUGCAGGACCUCGACGGACGCAUACAGGUCGUCACGUGAACGACAAUAUUCCACGAUUAAACUAUGAUCUUAAGCAAUAUAAUACUAUCAAUACGAUCACUUAUCUUUUAAUUAUCUUCCCUUCCCCUGUAAACGACUACUGUGAGGGCCUUCAACACUUGAUGAAAAAAGUUUAUAAUGCAGUUCUUAUCUCUGCUGGUCUUGUAACUAAAACAUAAAAUAAGAACGCAGAUUAUUUUUAUUUUUACGCCGUUUAUUUCGUUCACAAUUCUGCAAUGGUCGCGCAUGCAUUAUUCUAGCAUUUUAUAACAAAGGCGCAUAGCAAUUUCAUUUUAUUCUAAUUUUUUUUUCUCGUUAUUAAAAUUCAUUUUGAAUCGAGCGACGACGAGUCCUGUGAAUAUCCGUAACUAUGCACCUUUGAGAUUAUAUUUACAACUUAUUUAUAACUUUAAACCCAAUAUUGAGUUCAGAAAUCAGAAUAGGUCGAGUUUGUUAAUGUCAUAAUAAUAUUGUAAGUAAAUUUUCUGUUUAUCAUUUUAUAGUCCUUACUAUUGCUAACGUCAAGAUGUUAUACUAUCAACAACCUAUUCCAAUAUACGAUCACGAUAAAAGAUUGAACAAUUAAAAUCAAAAUACUAUUUACAUAAA